AACCUUUCUGCCCUGUGUCCUGCUGUCCCUUUUUGUAUCCCACUCACCAUCUGAUCUCUCAUGCUCUUUGGAGCAUGUGAUGAGGUUUUCCUAGCUCAAUUUGUACAAAAAUGAACUAUCUCAUAUUUUCUACUUAAUGAACAGGCGGACUCCUGGCAUAAAGGCCACACCCUCUCCACUUCUUCCUGAAAAAACAUGAUGAAGAACAGGCUCGGGAAGAUGAUUGUUUUCCUUGCCUUGAAUUUUCUUCUUAGAAUUUUUUUCCUUGGGAUGUUCUACAGAUGGCAAACAAAAAUAACACUUGUUCUAGAUUCUACAGAAGACUGGCUGAUGAGUCAAAUCUAUUGCAAAGUCACGCUGAAUUCCACCUGCUUGAAGAACAACCUCUUUAAAUCGAUAAGGAAUCUGAAUUUGAGCAUUGCUACCUGGCUCUUUGUGGAGCAUAACUACAAGUUCAUCUACUGUGAGGUGCCCAAAGUAGGCUGCUCCAACUGGAAAAGAAUCACUCUUCUCCUCAGAAUGAACCUGAGCAGGGAGGUUUCUGAAAUUGAGCAUAAUGACAUCCAUCAAAUGCAACUGCUGAAAAGGCUGAGCUCUUACCCUUCUGAUGAGCAAGAGGAAUUGCUGAACAGUUACACCAAAGUGAUGUUCACCAGGCAUCCCCUAGAACGACUGAUCUCAGCUUACAGAGACAAGCUUCUGCACUCUGAGACAUACUGUAGCAUCACUGUGGCAAACCAGAUCAGAGACAGAUUGAAGAAAAGCAAAAUUCUACUGAAAAGGUGAGUUUCCAGGAGUUAGUUGAUUUUAUUGUGGAACGAAAGUCAGACACUUUGGACAUUCAUUGGAAACCAAUGUUUCUACUCUGUGAUCCUUGCAAUGUUCAGUAUCAUGUCCUGGGGAAGUAUGAGACUUUGGGACAAGACUCUGAGCAUGUUCUUAAGAGCAUCAGAGCUCCUGAGGGCAUACACUUCUCUGACAUUAAGAGGUACAGCUCAGAGAACCGGACCAGCGAUGAGAUCACUAUGGAGCAUCUCAGAAAGUUGAGUUCAGAGCAAAUGCAGAUGAUCAAGAAAAAGAUGAGCAUCUUGACUCAUAUAAAUGACUUGGGCUUGUUUGCAGAGGUUGAGUAGAAUUAUUGCCAAUGACUAUGGUUGGUGUUUUGUAGCUCAUAAAGGCAUGUGUGCUAUUUUCAAGGUAUGCAUAUAAUGAAUCUGUACAAUGUCAUCUGUAUGAGAUUUUCUUUCUGCUGAUCAUCAGUGAGAUAUUGCUGUUUUGCACAUAAUUUGUAUUAA
This is a messenger RNA of Alligator mississippiensis (American alligator), 1295 nucleotides long. Its product is annotated as carbohydrate sulfotransferase 8. The coding region runs from base 196 to 786 and encodes 196 amino acids. The record is from RefSeq and is a predicted model, not a curated record. The transcript is spliced from 2 exons. Lineage: Eukaryota; Metazoa; Chordata; Crocodylia; Alligatoridae. Gene Ontology annotation, biological process: carbohydrate biosynthetic process; proteoglycan biosynthetic process. Gene Ontology annotation, molecular function: sulfotransferase activity. Gene Ontology annotation, cellular component: membrane.